This is a messenger RNA of Setaria italica (foxtail millet), 839 nucleotides long. RefSeq names its product peptidyl-prolyl cis-trans isomerase CYP19-3. Gene Ontology annotation, biological process: protein folding; protein peptidyl-prolyl isomerization. The transcript has 2 exons. Bases 154 to 681 code for a protein of 175 amino acids. Lineage: Eukaryota; Viridiplantae; Streptophyta; Magnoliopsida; Poales; Poaceae. Gene Ontology annotation, molecular function: peptidyl-prolyl cis-trans isomerase activity. The record is from RefSeq and is a predicted model, not a curated record.
AACCCUAAACCCCUCCACCUUUUCCUUAUAUCUUUGCUGGCCUCCCCUGCCCGCAGCAGCAGCAGCCGCCGCCGCCGCCGCCUCCUCUUCUUUCCGGCGUCAACAAGACCGGCGACCUGUUGAUCUCAGAGUAGAGCCUAGAAGGCAUCCGCCAUGGCCAAGAACCCCAAGGUUUUCUUCGACAUCCUCAUCGGCAAGGCCAAGGCUGGCCGCGUCGUCAUGGAGCUCUUCGCCGACAAGGUCCCCAAGACGGCCGAAAACUUCCGCUGCCUGUGCACGGGCGAGAAGGGGCUUGGCACCUCCGGGAAGCCGCUGCAUUACAAGGGCUCCGUCUUCCACCGGAUCAUCCCCAGCUUCAUGUGCCAGGGCGGCGAUUUCACCCGCGGCAACGGCACCGGUGGGGAGUCCAUCUACGGCGCCAAGUUCGCCGACGAGAACUUCAAGCUGCACCACACGGGCCCUGGCGUGCUCUCCAUGGCCAACGCUGGGCCCAACACCAACGGCUCCCAGUUCUUCAUCUGCACCACCCAGACACCCUGGCUCGACGGCAAGCAUGUCGUCUUCGGCCAGGUCGUCGACGGCUACGGCGUCGUGGAGAAGAUGGAGGCCGUCGGCUCCGGGAGUGGAGCAACCGCCGAGCGCGUCCUCAUCGAGGACUGCGGCCAGCUUGCCGACGAAUGAGUGCCUCCCUGAGUCCCCUGAGACAGUAGAUUGGAGCGUCAUGUAGCCAAAAUGCCAAAUGAAUGAUAAAUAAAUUAGUCUUGUUUUCAGAUGCUCAGAUUUUGUAAUGCAAAUCUGCAUCCGCUGCGAGCAUGCAACAGAUCGAUGAAUCCAAUUCA